Messenger RNA from Aspergillus ibericus CBS 121593, 2088 nucleotides. Its product is annotated as putative GABA permease. The transcript is spliced from 7 exons. Gene Ontology annotation, molecular function: transmembrane transporter activity. NCBI's taxonomy places the organism in Eukaryota, Fungi, Ascomycota, Eurotiomycetes, Eurotiales, Aspergillaceae. The record is from RefSeq and is a predicted model, not a curated record. Bases 445 to 2046 code for a protein of 533 amino acids. Gene Ontology annotation, biological process: transmembrane transport. Gene Ontology annotation, cellular component: membrane.
CUUACAUGAUAUUAGGCUUCUCUAAUGACCAUAAGUAAGGACAUAUGUCAAUGAGGUCUCAAAGAUGGGUACCCUGAAACUUUGCAAGAUGGAUUCCAUGCCCUACUGUUGAGCCGUGGCCUUGAUGUCUUCGGUACAAUCAUCAAUGUGCCCAGGUGCGCGCUCGUAUAACAAUCCCGAAAUCAAGAACCAGAAAAAGCAAACAGCACCCGAUCUGCGUCGCGAAGCUACCAAUGCGCACUUGCGAUGCGGGGAUCGAGUUGAAGCUUGCCUUUCUUUAGCAUGCUGUGUUCAGCUGAAAAGAUGACCUAGUGCCACACAAACAAAUCGACUCCUAGUUGGACACCCACCAUAGGAGGUGAAUACUGGCCAUUAUCUGCUGGGGUGCAUCUCUCGACUUUCUGGACCAAUCGAACUCGGCUCAUUGGAUUUCUCUUCUUCGACAUGAAUCUCGACAGCAUCAGAGAUCAAGGGCGGAUACCCGCGAGCCGCCCCGGAGAUGUCGAGUAUGCGCCAAAGGGCCUUGUCGCCCCUAAGUAUAUGGGCACUGUUCGAGACCAACGCGACAUGAGUACAUUGGGCCGAGUUCAGGUUCUGCGGAGAAACUUCAAGUUCGUCUCGAUUCUUGGAUUUGGCUGCACGCUGAUUUCCACAUGGGAAGUCAUCUUGACGUUUUUAUCCAGUGGCCUGACUGAUGGAGGUACUGCUGGGUUGAUAUGGGGGUUUAUCAUCGUUACGACUGGCUUCGCUCUUGUCUUUGCCAGCAUAGCCGAGAUGGCGUCCAUGUCCCCAACAUCAGGAGGCCAAUACCACUGGGUAUCGGAAUUUGCUCCUCGCAGGGGGCAGAAAUUCCUAAGCUAUAUAACAGGAUGGCUUUGUGCGAUGGGCUGGCAGUGUGCCAUCGUGGCCAUUGCAUAUCUCGCAGGCACAAUCAUUCAAGGAUUAAUAGUGCUAAACCAUCCGACAUAUGUCUUCGAACGAUGGCACGGGACUCUACUUGUUAUAGCCAUCACUACUUUCUCCAUCCUAUUCAAUACCUUCUUGGCCAAGAAUCUUCCCAUGGUCGAGGGGCUGAUUCUGAUCAUUCACGUUGUUGGGUUAUUUGCUAUUAUCAUCCCGUUAUGGGUCCUCGCUCCUCGAAACAGUCCCAAGGCGGUUUUCACCGACUUCAAUGACGGAGGUGGAUGGGGGAGUGCCGGCACUGCUACCUUGGUUGGCUUGUCCACCACCAUCACCUCCAUGAUCGGAUACGAUUGCUCUGUCCAUAUGUCCGAAGAGAUCAAGGAUGCAUCGGAGACGCUCCCCAAGGCUAUGAUGUCCGCAGUAGGAGUUAAUGGCGUCCUUGGUUUUAUCAUGAUUAUCACACUGUGCUUCACCUUGGGCGAUGUCAACAACAUCCUGAAUAGCCCAACAGGCUUUCCGUUUAUUCAGAUCUUCUAUAACACCACCAAUAGUUACGCUGCGACAAACACCAUGACGGCUAUACUAGUCAUUACACUCACAGCCAGCACGAUCACUGAGGUAGCCACAGCAUCUCGCCAGCUCUGGUCUUUUGCCCGCGACCAAGGGCUCCCGUUUUCAUCUUUCUUCGCCUAUGUUACUCCCGGCUGGAACAUACCUCUGAACUCCGUCCUUGUCUCACUUAUUGUUACCGCUCUCUUAAGCCUCAUUUAUAUCGGGUCCAACCUAGCUUUAAACGCCAUUAUGUCACUAACAAUAACCUCUCUCAUAUCAGCCUACAUCGUCUCUAUCACCUGCGUUCUCCUGAAGCGACUGCGCGGGGAAGUGCUCCCACCGCGGCGGUGGUCGCUCGGCCGUUUCGGGAUGGCCAUCAACAUCGCUAGUCUAGCAUUCUUAUUUCCAAUAUUUGUCUUUUCGUUCUUUCCGCUGACCAAAAAUGUAACCGAGCAGAGUAUGAACUGGGCUGCGGUUAUGUACGUGGCAGUGGUCGGGUUUGCGUCAGUGUAUUAUUUCUUCUUGGGGAGGUAUCAGUUUGUUGCUCCCGUGGUGUUGGUCAAGCGGGAAUUUGACCUGAGUGAUAUAUAAUGGUGAGCGGUAAUAGUGGGAAUUUAUCCUAUACUUCGGCGC